AAUGUUCUACUGGAUUCGCACGAAACGAAUAUCCUACGGAUGAGCUGUGCGGCGACAGCAGCGUGUAGGCAGCUUUCAUGCUGGCAACUGUUGAAGAUGAAGGCGCUUCUCAGGGAAGUUGACCUCGAAACUGCUUUCAAGCAUUUCAAAAUAACCAUCAAUGAUUGUGCGAUAACUGAGGAGAUUGAUGAAGAAGUUGAAACAUUUGUUGCAUAUCCGCUUGCCAGUGCUGAGCUGGCGAAUAAUUACGAGCAGUGGAAAGUAUUGUUGUGGUCGGAACUGAGCCACCACGAUUGGAUGCUUGGAUUACUUUGGGCUGCAGUCACAGUCCCACUUGAGACAGUGAAUACUGAAAAAAUACUCUCAUUCUUCAGCUCUGCAGAUGAAAAAGCGGUAAGCGAAGCAAUCCACGCCAUUUGCGUUCGCAAGCGUAACGAAUGUACUGGGCGAGAUGAUCGAUUUGAUGGUCCAUCGUUAUUGAGGAUCGUGAAAGAGCCGGUUUCGUAUGUACAUUUUGAUAAGUAA
Molecule: messenger RNA, 525 nt
Organism: Gongylonema pulchrum
Lineage: Eukaryota; Metazoa; Nematoda; Chromadorea; Rhabditida; Gongylonematidae
Source: the annotation of a GenBank genome assembly